GCGUGCGUGUCGCUGGCCACUCUUUGGUGCGACAGGCACUCGACGGCUCCCUCGCCUGCAAGUGGCGCCCAUUUUCCAAAAGUUUCAAUGGUAGCCACGAUCCGCAAGCCCGCGCCCGCGUUCACCGCGCCGGCCGUCGUCAACGGUGAGUUUGAAGACGUGAGCUUGUCCGAUUUCAAGGGCAAGUACGUCGUGCUGUUCUUCUACCCGCUCGACUUUACGUUUGUGUGCCCGACGGAAAUCAUUGCGUUUUCGGACCGCAUCGCCGAGUUCCAGAAGCUCGACACGGUCGUGCUGGCGGCGUCGUGCGAUUCCAAGUUUUCGCACUUGGCUUGGAUCAACCACCCGCGCAACGACGGCGGCCUCGGCCCGAUGAACAUUCCCGUGAUUUCCGACAUCACGAAAAAGAUUGCGCGCGACUACGGCGUCUUGAUCGAGGACGGCGACGACGAAGGCGUGCCGCUCCGCGGUCUCUUUAUCAUCGACCCCAAGGGCAUCUUGCGCCAGAUCACGAUCAACGACUUGCCCGUGGGCCGCAACGUGGACGAAACCCUGCGCCUCGUGCAAGCGUUCCAGUACACGGACGAGCACGGCGAAGUGUGCCCGGCAGGGUGGACGCCCGGCGCCGCCACCAUGGUCGCCAACCCCACCGACUCGAAGGCGUACUUUAGCAAGCAGCGUUAAGUUUCGAUAAACGCGCGAUGGGUCGUUCGCGAAGUCGCGUCGAGAGAAAACACUCUGUCGAGUGGUGGCA
Messenger RNA from Aphanomyces invadans, 754 nucleotides. RefSeq names its product peroxiredoxin. Gene Ontology annotation, cellular component: cytosol. NCBI's taxonomy places the organism in Eukaryota, Oomycota, Saprolegniomycetes, Saprolegniales, Verrucalvaceae. Gene Ontology annotation, biological process: cellular response to stress; hydrogen peroxide catabolic process; response to oxidative stress. The coding region runs from base 88 to 684 and encodes 198 amino acids. Gene Ontology annotation, molecular function: thioredoxin peroxidase activity. The transcript has a single exon. The record is from RefSeq and is a predicted model, not a curated record.